Messenger RNA from Dictyostelium purpureum, 5263 nucleotides. RefSeq lists its product as uncharacterized. The transcript is spliced from 7 exons. The record is from RefSeq and is a predicted model, not a curated record. NCBI's taxonomy places the organism in Eukaryota, Evosea, Eumycetozoa, Dictyosteliales, Dictyosteliaceae. The coding region runs from base 152 to 5185 and encodes 1677 amino acids.
GUUUCUCUUAUUAAAUAUAUUAUAUUAUAAAGAGAUAUAUUUAAAACUAUUUUUUUAAUUAUUUUUUUGUAGUAAAAAAUUUUUUCAAGUAAUAUUAAUAAAAAAAAAUAAUUGAAAUAAUAGUAAUAAUAAUAGAAUUAUAAUAAUACAAAUGUCAACAUUAGGUUCACAAGUUUCUUCUAUUUUAAACCAACUUUCAAAUGAAUCAAUUGAUAAAAUUUCAUUAGAAAAUGCCAUUAAAAGUUUUGACUUAUUAAUUGGAAAGCAUAAAGAAUCACAAAUUUCAUCAGCGUUUAGAGAUUCUGUAACAAAAUGGAUAGAUAAUAAUAAUAAUAAACAAGAUAUUUCAAGUAAAAUCGUAGAGAACUAUUUAAAAUUUAUUCAUCAAUCAACUUUAUUUAAAAAAUUAAAAUUAAAUGAAUUUAUUGAAUAUAUUAAAUGGUCAGAAAGUGAUGAUAGGUUAAGAGGCGAACUUGCAAUAAAUAUUCUAUGUUCAAUGGAAGGUUAUUCAUAUUUCAAAAAUUUUGAAAAUGCAUUGGAAUUUUUAUCACAGUUUGAUUAUUUUAAAUUAUCAAUAACUACUGUUGACAAAGUUAAUAAGUUUUUAGAAAUUUUAUUAGAAGAAGAUUCAAACUAUAUUAACAUAGAAUAUAUCCCAAUGAUAGAAAACAUUGUCAGUAGAAUUUACUCAUCAAAUAUUAGUGUUUUAAAACCCUCACCAAGAAUUUUUAAUUUUCUAUUAAACUUAUCAAAAAUCUCAGUAAAUGAAAUAGAAAAUCACAAAAAGUUCAUUCCAAUGCUACGUUCGCUUUUGGCAAUUUUAGCAAUUAAAUCACCAGUAUUUUCAAAACUAAACAAAUUUAUUUAUAGAUUAAUUCACAUUAUUUGUGAAAUACCACUUUCAAAUUAUUCAUUUGAAAAAAAGCAAUCGAUUUUUAAAAAUCAUUACUCUUCAAUGAUUCCAUAUAUUUUUGAACACUUUUCAAACUGUAAAGAUGACAUUUAUAAAUUAAAAUACUUAUUUGGAGAAGUUGUAGAAGCUUUUUCAUAUCAACAUCUUUUAACUCUAAUACAAAGCAAUAGAUUUGAUAAAGUAACUUUAAAUAUUAUUCAGUCAUUAUUACCUGGUCCAACUUUAGAAAAAAAUAUUAUUUCAAUUUUUAACUCAAUUGUUUGUUUUAUUAAUUGCGAUAUACUUAGAGAUGAUGCAUAUAAAUUAUUGGAACACCAUAUGCCCAACUUUACAAGAUAUUUACCAGAACUACAUUCAAUGGUUUUACCAUUGAUUUACAAACAACAAAAGAAUUUCCCAAUUACAACCUUUAAAACUUAUUUCAAGAGCCAUGAAUUAUUAACUCUAUCCCAAUUCCCAGUUCUAUUUAAAAAUUUAUCAAAAACCAGAAUUGAUAUUAUUAAUCAUACCUUGUUGACUCAUAAUAAAGAAAUUAUUGAAACACAUUAUGAAAAUUUCAUUCCAAUGCUUUUGGAAGUUUUACUUGACCCAUCGAUUGAAAGACCUUAUUAUGUAAUUCCAUCGAUCGGUUCAUCAAUUCAAGCAGUUGGAAGAAAUGAAUUCUUUGAUAAAGCAGUUCUCACCAUUUCAAACUUUUUAUUCUCAAUGAGAGUAAUGAAAUUGGACAAUUAUGACUAUUCUCAAAUUGGUGAAAUUGUUAUGGGUCUCUUUAAGAUAUAUAAAGCUUAUCAAAAGGAAUAUGUAAACCUUUGGAAUUUAGGUAUUAAUACUUUUAUCCAUUAUCUUAACAAUACUCAAGGAACAAUGUAUUUAAUUCCAUUUGCAAAACAAAUUUUAGAAAAAUAUCCAAUAGAUUCAAUGCCACAUGGUAAACAAAUGGAAGAAAAAAUCUUAAUGAAUUUCGAAAUUAUUCUAAAUGUAAAUUCAAAUAGUAAAAACUACAAAGAAACCGAAGAACACUAUUCAAGACUAUUUAUUAAACUAUCAACUGUUAAAUUCUUUAAUUUCAUUAUCAACUAUAAUUUGAAACCACCUUCAACACCACAAUCCAAUUCAUCAGCUACAACUCUUCAAAAGAGUCAAUCUAUCAACUCAUUUAGCAACUCUGCAAAUGCCUCACUUCAUAAGAGCCAGAGCAUUACUUUAAUUCAAAGUAGCAAUCCAAGUAGCAACCUUACAAAGAGUUCUAGUUUAUCAUCUGCCCAAUCUUUGAAAUCAUUCACCCAAGCUCCAUAUGUUCCACAUAAGUUUGACUACAAAAAAUUCAUUAGCUACUUAAAAGAAAUUAACUUAAAAUUCAAAAACCAUUCUAUUAAUGUUUCAAUUUUAGAAAUAUUUACAAAUUUACUCCGUGAAUUUGGUAAAAUCAAAGCAAUUGAAAUUUUAAGUCUUGUAGAAAUCACAGAAUUAAUUAAAUUUUACAAUUUAAACAACUCAAUAAACCUUCUACAACCUAAAGAUAAUCAACUAUUCAGUAUAGAAACCAUUGGCAAAGAUAUUAAAGUUUUAUUCCAACAACUUGGUUCUGAAUCAAAGUCAUUUAUCCUCCACUAUUCAAAAUCCUUCAUUAGGGAAAUGGUAAUUAAUCAAAAUGACCAAAGUACUGAUGACCAACUUAUUUCAAAUACAAGAUUUAGACAUAUCAAACAAUUCUUUGACUUUGUAAUUCCUUUGAACGGAGACUCAAUUAACAACUAUUUAAUGGAAUCUUUAAUCAUUUAUGAUAAAUUCAAAAAAGAACCAAACACACUCUUAAUGAAGUUAAUAAUGUAUUUAAUAGAAGAUGAGUCAAACUUCCCACUAAGUGUUACAAAUUUGGAUUAUUUAGUGUCAUUAAAAAAUAUAGAAAUAGUAGAAAAGAUUUGGAGUGUCUAUGGAAUAGAAAUUUUAAAGAAAUCAAAAUAUUUUGACCAAUAUUAUGAAUUGGUAACUAUUGGAGAAAAAGAAAAUUUCCAAUUAAAUUCUAGUAAUAAUGGCAUGAAUACACCAACAAGAAUAGGUCCUUUAUCCCCAAGACCCUCAGAUAAUAGGGAUUUAGCUUUAGAAUCAUCAGUACCAAAAAUUAAUGUCGUUGAAAAAUUGGUUGUCUCACCACCACCCCAAUCAUCAACCAAUGCUGCAUCUUCUUCAAAACCACCAUCAAAAUCUCCAAUUUUAAUAUCUUCAGCACCAGCAACAAGUUUAACUUCGGAAUUAGCCCAAGAUAAUGGUAAAGAAGUUUAUGAACGUUCAACAAAAACUAUUAUUACCAAGACAACAGUUACAAAAACAAGCUCAGACUCUUCAGGUGCUACAUCAUCAUCAGUAACAACAACAACAAAUGAAGAAGUAGUACACUCACCAUCAACUGCUUCAUUUGCCUCAAAGAUGAAUAAAUUCAUAAACGAACCACAUAAAACAACUUUAACCAAAACAACUACAACUACCUCCAAAGUUAAUGAUGAACCAAGUAAAACUUCUAGCAUCACCUCUACCCAAAGUAACACAUCUAAACCAUUAAAUGAGCAGAUUUAUAAACCAACCUUAAUCUCACCAAACAUAAGCUCCCCAGUUCAAUUAAAACCAACUCCAUCUAUAAGCUCUACUGCUGUUACAAGUUCAAAGGCUCCAUUAACCCCACCAUCGGUUGUUUCAUCAUCAUCUAUUCAAAUGAAUUCACCAUCUCUUUUAUUACCAUUACCAUCACCUCCCAUAACAACAUUAAUAAGAGAAACCAACUCAUCAAGUAAAUCUCGUCAAAUUAUUAAAUUAAAGAGAGCAGGUGAAUUGGAAAAUGAAUCUAUUCCAACUAUUAAAAUUGGUCCAACUCCAGGUACAGCAGGUCUAAGCACAAAACCUUGCCCACAACUAAAUGAAAAAUUCUAUUCAAUUAUUAUUGGCUACUAUAUGAAUGACCCAUUUAUUUCAAUUCAAAAUAAAAUCGAAACCCUUUCCACCGUUUCAAAAGAAUUUUAUGAAAUAUUGGCAAAUGAAAUAUCAAAUACUAAAAAUAUCUGUCAUUUAAUUAAAAGAAAACCAAAUAUCCAUUCAGAAUUUUCAUUAAUUAAAGGUAUUCCAAAUAGUUUCUUAAUGGACACAAUCACACACUAUCCACUACACUUCCUUAAUUCAAAAGAAAACUUAUUCGAUAAAGUACACACCCUAGAGAUUAAACCAAAGUCAUUAUAUAGCUUCGAAUUAGAAAAUCAAAACUCUAUUAGUUAUCCAUCUCUAAGAAACCUUAUAGUUACAACUAAUGUUGGAGAAAGUGUAAACCCACAAAAUGGAGAAGAGAUUACAAAUAAUAUUCUUAAAUCACAUAUUGGUCAAAUUGAAAGAUUAGAAUUGAACUAUAACUUCUCUGGUUUAUCAAGCGAUGGUGCAGAUUUAGAAAAAGAUUUAAUUGACACAUCAUUAUUAAACAUUGCUUCAAAAAGCACUUUUAUUAAGAAAGCAUCAAUUAACAUUAAAUCACUCAAUAGUAUUUCAGCAAUCGACAUUCUAUAUUCAAACUAUAUAAACAGCUCAUCAGUUAAAGAUAAAGUUUCAGUUGAAUUAAAUAUUGCAUUUUCAAAAUCUUGCAGAGAAUCAGGAGAACAACUAUCAUUAUCAACAAUCCCACUAAUCAAAUCUAUUGAAAUGCAUUACCCAGAAAAUGAUUUUAUUUUCAAGCACUCAGCUGAACACUACUCAAAUUUAGAGUUUUUAACUAUAAACUUAACAAAUUCAAAUAUCAGUCCAUUAACCUCACCAAAUGAAAAUAACUUAUCAAAAAAUCUUACAGGAGGACCAUCAUCACCACAAUCACCAAUCUCAACAUAUUUAAUGCUUUUAUUAAAGAGUAAAAAGAUUAAUAAUUUAAACAAAUUAUCUUUCAAAGCUAAUAAGAUUUCAUUAAUUAACCAAUUACUUCAACAAUGCUCAAUCGAAAACAACAACUGUAUCAAAACAUUAGAAAUUGAAUUGGAUUUGGAUACAAGCACAAUUUAUUAUGACCAUAUGUCAAUUAUCAGCGGUGACUAUUUUGCAAAUGAUUUAAACCAACUAUUAUUGAUCUUGGAAAAGAACCAUUCAAUAGAAAACCUUAUCAUCACCUAUACAACAAAUCAUAACUUUAAUCAAAUGAUAUUUAUGGAAAAAGAUCAUUGGAACAAAGUUACUCAAAUAGGCAAAACUUUUAAAGCAAAGAGAUUAAAAUCAUUAAAUUUAUUCGGUAGAUCAUUAAAAGCAUAAUCGCAUUAUGCAAAUAAAAAAAAAAAAUAAAGAAAAAAAAAAAGAAUAAAAAAAUUUUUUAUUUAAAAUUAUAAUCAU